Rhincodon typus (whale shark) is the source of this 736-nucleotide messenger RNA. RefSeq names its product ferritin heavy chain A-like. Gene Ontology annotation, molecular function: ferric iron binding; ferrous iron binding. The record is from RefSeq and is a predicted model, not a curated record. The coding region runs from base 60 to 614 and encodes 184 amino acids. NCBI's taxonomy places the organism in Eukaryota, Metazoa, Chordata, Chondrichthyes, Orectolobiformes, Rhincodontidae. The transcript is spliced from 4 exons. Gene Ontology annotation, cellular component: cytoplasm. Gene Ontology annotation, biological process: intracellular iron ion homeostasis; iron ion transport.
UGUGGGGGUGAUGCUUAGUUUUUGAGUUGUCUUGGAGAUAGUAAGCAGGAAUAGUGAAGAUGGCCUCCCAAGUGCAUCAGAACUACCACAAGGACUGUGAGGAUGCUGUUAACAAGCAGAUCAACCUGGAACUCUGUUCCUCCUAUGUUUACCUCUCCAUGUUCUCUUACUUUGACCGGGAUGAUGUUGCCCUGCGUCACUUUGCUGAGUUCUUCAAGGAGCAGUCCCACGAGGAACGGAAACAUGCUGAGAAACUGAUGGCAUUCCAGAAUAAACGUGGAGGCCGAGUCCUCCUGCAGGACAUCAAGCAUCUGCCUCUUCCCUCCCUCCAGAAGCCAGAGCAGGAUGAGUGGGGCAAUGGUCUGGAGGCAAUGCAGAGAGCUCUGCAGAUGGAGAAGGAUGUGAACCAGAGUCUGCUGGAUCUGCACAAACUUGCCUCUGGCAACACUGACCCUCAUCUGUGUGACUUCCUGGAGAGGCACUACUUGGAUGAGCAUGUGAAGAUGAUCAAGAAGCUGGGAGAUCACAUCACCAACCUGAAGAGACUGGGAGCCCCUGACAAUGGCAUGGCAGAUUACCUGUUUGACAGGCUCACCCUGGGAGAGAGUGACUGAACUGAAUGCAGGGAGAAAGCUUGUUGCCAUGUGUCUAAAUGGGAGACCUGUAGAGACUUCUCCUUUUGUAGAAGCAGUUCAUUGUCCUGUCCCAAGUGUAAAUAAACUGCUCCAUAUUGGAC